AUGGAUAUGAGUAGUAUGGAUAUGUCAAGCAGUAACAGUACUACAAGUACUGCUGCAGCCUGCAAAAUUUCAAUGCUUUGGAAUUGGUACACCGUUGAUACCUGUUUCAUUGCUAAUUCGUGGCAUGUUAGAAGUAAAGGAGGCUUUGCUGGUAGUUGCAUUGGUGUAUUUUUCCUUGUUUUAGCCCUGCAAUGGUUGCAUCGCUUCUGCCGUGAGUUGGACAUUGCAAUUGCUGAGAAGCAUCGUGCAGUCCAGCAAGUUCGCCUGAGCAAAUCAACUUCUUCAGAUGAAGAAAUUGCAGCCAUUUCUAAACUUUCAAGAAAUUCUUCUAGCAAUCCUUAUGUCAUGACAAUGGGCCACUCGUGGCUUUUCACUUCAAGUCUGACGUCUGGCAUUAUUCCAACUUUCCCUGAACAGUUGCUUAGAUCUGUCUUGUACACCGUGGAGUGGGGAGUUUCUUACAUUAUUAUGUUGUUAUUCAUGUACUACAAUGGUUACAUUAUUAUUUCAUGUAUACUAGGAGCUUUUGUGGGGAAGUUAUUGUUUACCAUGAAUGAGCCAUUGAGUUGCAAUGAUGAAGAAGAUCGCAAAUGCUGUAAAUAG
Dujonia railenensis is the source of this 603-nucleotide messenger RNA. The record is from the annotation of a GenBank genome assembly. NCBI's taxonomy places the organism in Eukaryota, Fungi, Ascomycota, Pichiomycetes, Serinales, Debaryomycetaceae.